AUGAAGAUCCAGUGUAACGUUUGCGAGGCGGCGGAAGCGGCUGUGCUAUGUUGCGCCGACGAAGCUGCCUUGUGUUGGGCUUGCGAUGAGAAAGUUCACGCCGCUAAUAAACUCGCCGGGAAGCACCAGAGAGUCCCUCUCUCUGUCUCUUCCUCUUCCAUUCCCAAAUGCGACAUUUGUCAGGAAGCGUCUGGAUUCUUCUUCUGUCUGCAAGAUAGAGCUUUACUCUGUAGGAAAUGUGAUGUUGCAAUCCACUCUGUGAAUCCUCAUGUCUCAGCUCACCAGCGUUUUCUUCUGACCGGAAUCAGAGUCGGUCUUGAAUCUACAGACACUGGUCCUUCUACUACAAAGUCAUCACCAUGUAAUAAUGAUGAUAAAGCCAUGGAGACAAAACCAUUUGCUUUACCUACACCUGAUCCUCAAAAGAUGGACUUUGAUCAAGUAGCUUUCUCGGAAGCUAAAGUCAGUGAUCACAUUUCGACAAAGCUUCCUUUCGCAAGCAGCGGAUCAGCUGCUGGAAGCAUUCCUCAGUGGCAAAUAGAGGAGAUUUUCGGAUUGACUGACUUUGAUCAGAGCUAUGAAUACAUGGAGAACAACGGAUCAUCAAAGGCGGAUACUAGUAGGAGAGGAGAUUCAGACAGUUCAUCGAUGAUGAGAUCAGGAGAAGAAGAUUUAGAAGAUAACAACAAUAACUGUUUGGGAGGUGAGACACCAUGGGCGGUUCCAGAGAUUCAUUCUCCACCUACAGCUUCUGGUCUAAACUGGCCUAAACAUUUUAACCAACACUCUGUGUUUGUUCCGGACAUAUCUGCUUCAACUCCUUACAAUACCGGUUCGUCUCCUAACCAGAGGAUUGGGAAACGGCGGCGAUGGUUUUAA
Microthlaspi erraticum is the source of this 879-nucleotide messenger RNA. NCBI's taxonomy places the organism in Eukaryota, Viridiplantae, Streptophyta, Magnoliopsida, Brassicales, Brassicaceae. The record is from the annotation of a GenBank genome assembly.